Messenger RNA from Peronospora farinosa, 1257 nucleotides. The record is from the annotation of a GenBank genome assembly. NCBI's taxonomy places the organism in Eukaryota, Oomycota, Peronosporomycetes, Peronosporales, Peronosporaceae.
AUGGUGAACUGCCGAGGUCAACCCAUUGGAAACAAAGGGCAGUCGAACGACAAACUUGACAAACAGCCGUCGAGGUCCAUGCGACCAUUAUAUCUGCACAAGCAAUCUCCGGAUAAGCAGCCCACGAUAAAGAAAUUUGAAUCGGAACCCGAUCCGGCAUCAAUCAUCGCUAUGGCAUCGACAGCAGAUUUAUCGCCUCUGACAAUAUCGCUAGCUUCGACCAAGUCCUCUUCUACUUCAUCAUCCGAACAAACGAGACCACAAAAUAUCCUACCAUAUCUCCGUCCAUACGAGGGCAAGUUCAAGAAUCGAAGAGAACAAUCACUUUACUACUUUGCACUCUUCCCGCCCAAGAAAAUGCCCAUGCGAGGUAUCGUAUUAUGUCUACAUGGCAUUGGAGAUCAUUGUAGACGCUAUAUCCCGCUUUAUGAACGUCUGUGCGAGGAGGGGUUUGGUGUGCUUUCAUACGACCUGCUGAACCAUGGCGCCAGCGACUUUGAUGCUCAUAACACCCGAGCACAUAUCGGCAACUUUCGGUACCUCGUGGACGAUACCAACACCUUUAUCACGUUUGCAAAGAAGUCCAUUUAUCCUGAUGCACUCAAGUAUUGGCGAGAACACCACCAUCCUUACCACCCACACGGUCGGUGCAAAAAUUACGUUGUUGCUCCAGAACUCCCAUUGAUUAUCACAGGGACAUCAUUUGGUUCGCUCAUUGGGCUCCACACUGUACUCACUGGUAAGCACAAAUUUCACGCAGCAGUCUGGGCUUCACCGACAAUUGCUGUGUCCUGGACGCCGCUCUUAUGGGCCGAAUCCAAACUUGCUCGUCCACUCUCGACGCUACUCCCUAAGGCAAAGGUCGUCCCUGCGAUUCAGCAUGAAUUGCUUUGUCGAGAUCCUGCUUUCCUAGAAGAUUUUAUAACCGAUCCGCUUACUUCCAUGGACAUGAUGACUGUGCGUAGUGGUCAUGAAUCUUUGCAAGCCAUGACUCGACUUCAAAAAGACGAGCGUGUGUCGAACCCCGACAGCUUAUUUUGUGCAGUGCCAAUGUUAUUUCUAGCGGGCUCAGCCGAUGGGAUAGCCGAUCAACAGGCUGCCAUCAAGUUUUUCGCCUCAAUGGGAAAUCUGGACAAGGAAUUUAAAUUGUUUGAUGGAUUAUUUCACCUCGUGUUUGAAGAUCCCGAAAAGGAAGACGUGCUCUCGUACUUUGUUCAGUGGUUGCAACGGCGAUUUCCAGUUGAAGCACGGCACUAA